Helicoverpa zea (corn earworm) is the source of this 2583-nucleotide messenger RNA. RefSeq lists its product as uncharacterized. The coding region runs from base 1 to 2103 and encodes 700 amino acids. The transcript has 2 exons. The record is from RefSeq and is a predicted model, not a curated record. NCBI's taxonomy places the organism in Eukaryota, Metazoa, Arthropoda, Insecta, Lepidoptera, Noctuidae.
AUGGCGACACUUGCGAGAAACAAAAUUUCUCUGUGGUUCAUCUUUGCUAUCGUCAUCAUAUGUCGAGCUGAAGAUGUGCUCUGGAGCAGAAGGCUGCCCAAUGAUAUUUAUGAAAACCUAAGCUCAGAAGGUGAUGAUCUUACUUUCGAUAGCCGUGAGCUUCAACACCUCCGGUCUGAUACUAAUCCCGAUAAAAUUGAAGCAGGUAUUGCAAGAAGCUUUGAAGAUGGCAUCGGUAUUGAUAUUGAUACUGAUGUCGAAAGUAUUGUUGGUGGACAUUCAGUACCAAGUACAAGUGAUCGCGGUAGUUUUAGUGAAGCUAUGUCUGGUGCUUAUGGAGGCACUACUGUUAUUACUCACGAAAUUAAUGGGGGGAUUACUAACUCUCAAAUUGGUGCCACUAUCGUCGGGCAGGGAGCAAAUGGGGUCGCUGCUCCAAAUUAUUUAAAUGGUGGUACUAUUUACUGGGUGAAAAGUAAUGGGGCAACUUCUGGCAAUGGGUAUAGUGUAACUGUUCUUGAUCAGGGACGAAUCAUUGUGGAUACUUCAAAAAAUACUCAAUUCGGUACCACUUUGUUUUGGCUAGGAGCUGAUGGAAUUAUUGUGCCAAUUUAUUUUAUUGGUGGUAAUGGUCAAGGAGUAAAUGGGGCGAGUAUAGCAAAUAUCUUUGGUGGUAGAAUUGUUGUGAAGCCAGGAGGAAUCAUUGUGGAUGGUUCUAAAAAUGUUCAAAGUGGCAGCACUUUCUUUUGGCAGGGAGUUGAUGCAAGCGCAUCUUCAAAUGCUUAUGUCGAUGGCAUUACUGUUGGGCAGAUAGGUAAUGGGGGUACCUCUAAUGCUGAGGAUGGCCAUUUUAUUUUUAUACAGGGAGCUAAUGUUGGUCAGGGUGGUAGUGGCGGUACUUCUUCAAAUAAUAAUGGUGGUAACACUAUAAUUUGGCAGGGUGGCAAUGGGGGUAAUCCUAUCGGUAAUAACGGUGGUAUUAUUUUUGGGCAGGGAGGUUCUGGGAGUAUUUCUACAAAUAUUAACGGUGGUGGCUCUAAUAUUGGGCAUGGUUUUAAUGGGGGUAAUUCCAACGGUAAUCAAGGUAGUAUUAUUUUUGGUCAGGGAGGUUCUGGAAGUAUUUCUACAGAUUUUAACGGUGGUGACACUAGUAUUGGGCGGGGUAGUGAUGGAGGUAAUUCUAAUGGUAAUAAUGGUGGUCUUAUUAAUGGGCAGGGAGGUAGUGGUGGAACUUCUUCAAAUAAUAACGGUGGUGGUACUAUUAUUUGGCAGGGUGGUAAUGGGGGUAAUUCCAACGCUUAUCAAGGUCGUAUUAUUUAUGGGCAGGGAGGUUCUGGGAGUAUUUACGGUGGUGGCACUUUUAUUGGGCAGGGUAGCAAUGGGGGUAAUCAAGGUAGUAUUAUUUAUGGGCAGGGAGGUUCUGGGAGCAUUUCAACAAAUAAUAACGGUGGUGGCACUAUUAUUGGCCAGGGUGUUAAUUCCAACGGUAAUAAUGGUGGUUUUAUUUAUGGGCAGGGAAGUUUUCAGAGUAUUUCUACAAAUAUUAACAGUGGCACGCUUAUUGGGCAGGAGGUUAAUGGGGGUAAUUCUAACGGUAAUAACGGUCAUAUUAUUGUUGAGCAGGGACCUAGUGAGGGUACUUUUUUAAAUGGCGGUGGUGGAACUAUUGUUGUACAUAUAGAUGACGGUAAUGAUGGUAUUGUUGCUGGGCAAGGAGGUACUGGGGGUACAGCGGCUAUUAUAUAUAAUGGCGGUACUAAUCCGUUUGGUUAUAAUAGUGGUAAUUUUUUUUGGCAUGGAGUACAUGGGGGCAGCUAUCAAAACGGUUAUAAUGAAGCCUCUAUGUUUGCAAAUUCUGUUCCUUACCCAGUUGUGAAUGGUGGGGGCGCCGUCAUAGUGACAGGUGGAAUACCUGGUAGUUAUAACAUUCUAGGUGAUAGUGGUGUGAUGGGUGCUUAUGGUGGGGCUGGUCUUCAGUCAGAGGGAGCUGAGGCAGUGGGGGGCAUUGGUGGCGCAACUGGAAUAUAUGGUGGGAUAUCAGGCAAUGUUGACGCUGGGGGAUAUAUUAGUGGUUCAGCUGGUGGAAGCUUCGGGAUAUAUUAGUGGGGAAAGUGUUGUAGUACCACCUAUAAAUUCUGCCAGCUACUUGUAUGGCAAAAAAAAAAAAAGUAUUUUUGAUAAUUGAAAUAUUUUUUAAAUAACAUAAUUAUUAGGACAAGUAAAAGAGAAUUAAAUCUGAAGUAUGUUAUUUUGUAACUGAAAACUCGUUUUCUUACCUAAGGUUACACCAAUAUUUAUAAGUAUGAGCACUAUUGAAGCUUAUAAGCAAUUGUAUUUUAAUGUAAUGUGUGUUUAAAACUGGUUUUCUUUUUUAUUCAAAUAGAUUUAUUUUUCUGUUCUAAAGUAGUUUUUUUAGUCCGAGGAAUAUGUUCCCUAAUAACGUGAUAACUUUGUAGUAAAUUAUGUAGCUUUCUGUUAUUAGUAUUUUAGUGCAAUGUCUUUUACUUUACCAAUAACUGUUACUCAACAAUUUGUAAUGACGAGGAUCUCAUAUAAUGAUUUAAAUAAAUGAUUUGUAUAAAA